AUGGACUCGCCGUCGGGCGAGACGGCCGACGAUGAGCUGCUCGGCGCCGUCAACCUCAUGAUCCUGGGCGAGGGCGCCGUCGGCAAGUCGUGCAUGCUGCAGACGUACUGCGGCGACGCCGCCGACGCCGUCAAGAGCGCCACCAUCGGCGUCGACGUCUGCACGCGCGUGGCGUGCGUGCGCGGCCUGCCGGCCAAGCUGCAGUUCUACGACACGGCCGGGUCGGAGCGCUUCCGCGCGCUCAUCCGGCAGCAGUACGGCCGCGCGCACGGCGUGCUGCUCGUGUUCGACUUCACGCAGCGCGAGACGUUCCUGCGGCUGGACGGCUGCGCGUUCAACGCCGUGCAGGUGGGCUCGGUGCUGGACGACCUGGCGCACCGCGUGCUGCUCACGCCGCGGCUCUACCGGCCGGCCGUCGAGGCCACCGAGACGUACGUGCUGCUGCUCAAGCUGCAGACGCACGCGCACAUGCGCGCCGCUGACGCCGAGCGCCGCCUGGCGGCCGUCGAGGACCGGCUGGCGAAGCUGGAGAAGACGGCGCCCGACGGCAGCGGGGACUGA
This is a messenger RNA of Pollicipes pollicipes, 561 nucleotides long. Its product is annotated as ras-related protein Rab-18. The record is from RefSeq and is a predicted model, not a curated record. Bases 1 to 561 code for a protein of 186 amino acids. The transcript has 2 exons. Gene Ontology annotation, molecular function: GTPase activity; GTP binding. Lineage: Eukaryota; Metazoa; Arthropoda; Thecostraca; Pollicipedomorpha; Pollicipedidae.